Cajanus cajan (pigeon pea) is the source of this 904-nucleotide messenger RNA. The record is from RefSeq and is a predicted model, not a curated record. NCBI's taxonomy places the organism in Eukaryota, Viridiplantae, Streptophyta, Magnoliopsida, Fabales, Fabaceae.
GAGUGCAUAUAGAGUACAGCUCUCCAAUUCCAUCGACUGAUGAUUGGAUUGGAGUAUUCUCUCCCGCAAACUUUAGUGCUUCCACAUGUGCGAAAGAAAAUCGUAGAGUCUAUCCGCCACUAUUGUGUUCUGCGCCCAUUAAGUAUCAAUAUGCAAAUUACUCAAGUCCCCUCUACAAAGUAACUGGAAAAGGGUUUCUGAAGCUUCAGCUAAUUAAUCAGAGAUCAGAUUUCUCAUUUGCACUAUUUUCUGGUGGCUUGUCAAACCCAAAGCUAGUGGCAGUGUCAAAUAAAAUAGCUUUUGCAAAUCCAAACGCACCAGUUUACCCUCGCUUGGCGCUAGGAAAGUCAUGGAACGAGAUGACUGUAACAUGGACAAGUGGAUAUGGGAUCAGUGAUGCCGAACCUUUUGUUCAAUGGGGUCCAAAAGGAGGGGAUCAUAUGGAUUCUCCUGCUGAGACACUGACUUUCACUAGUGAUAGCUUAUGUGGUGCACCAGCAAGAACAGUGGGAUGGCGUGACCCUGGAUACAUACACACCAGUCAUCUGAAAGAACUGUGGCCCAACAGAAUAUAUGAGUACAAGAUAGGACACAGAUUAAACAAUGCUACAUAUAUCUGGAGCGGAAACUAUCAGUUUAGAGCACCUCCUUUUCCUGGACAAAAGUCCUUACAACGUGUAGUCAUAUUUGGAGAUAUGGGAAAGGUUUGAACUGUUAUGAAAAUAUAUGCAUGCAUAUAUUUGAUGGAUGACAUCUAUUAUAUUUGUCAGCAAUUUCGGUCAUGGAGUUUGAUCAUAACAUAUUCUAAUAAUUUGAUGUCUAACAUUGAGAUUCGCUCAUACUGGGAGGAUACUAAAUCAAUUCUAUCUUGCUUGGCCUUUUAAAAUCUAAUCUGUGGUAUCAA